GGCGCACCAUGACCACACGGCCAGCCUCAGAAACCACGCUGCACUUUUGCAGUGAUUUUUUUGGGGGCCAGUGUUCAACUGUACAGGAGCACUAAGCCAAAUCCUCCACCGUCGUCAUGAUUUCAUCGGCGCAGGGGGUGGAAGGGAGAGAGGGAGGGCUGACUGCGAGGCAAAGUGGGGGGAGAGAUAGACACACACGGGGCCUAGUCGCCACAUCUUUUUAUACGAAGAAGCUGCGCCGUUAAACCACCCAUUUUUGGUUUCCCAAACCAACUCCGGCCCGGGCCUCAGUCCGCUGUCUCGAGUUUGACAGCGGGCUGUUAAAGACGAAAGCUCGCCGGCUUAACGCUGCCAACCGACCCCUGUGGCUCCAAGCACCAUCAUGGGAGACAGCAGAGAUUCUCGCAGUCCAGACAGUUCGUCUGUGUCUUCCCCUCCUCUGGGCCAACACUCGCCGCCGCUGGUUCCCUCGGCGGCUUCCAUGACUUCACUGCCACCCAUCACCACCACCAGGGUCAACAGCCCCAUCAGUAGCAUCGGCUCACCCUUCUCUGUUAUUAGCUCAUCACUGGACUCACCCUGCCUGCCUGGCACACCGUCGGUGGGAUAUGGCCCAAUUAGCAGCCCCCAGAUCAACUCAACAGUGACCAUGUCAGGGCUCCAUGCAGUGAGCAGCUCCGAUGAUGUGAAACCUCCUCUUGGCUUGAAGCAGCUGUCUCCCCACAGCCCGGGUCCGAUGCUUUCCCAGAAACGCCUUUGUUCCAUCUGCGGAGAUAGAUCUUCUGGGAAACACUAUGGCGUCUACAGCUGUGAGGGCUGUAAAGGCUUCUUUAAGAGAACCGUGAGAAAAGACCUAACCUACACCUGUCGGGACAAUAAGGACUGCAUUGUGGAUAAGAGGCAGAGGAACCGCUGCCAGUACUGCCGCUAUCAGAAAUGCCUGGCCAUGGGCAUGAAGAGAGAAGUGGCCAAGAUGAACGACAGAUCUGUCCAAGAGGAGCGGCAGAGGAACAAGGAGCGAGAAGGCGAGGUCGAGUCUACCAGCGCGGUGAACGAGGAGAUGCCGGUGGAGAAGAUUCUGGAAGCUGAGAUGGCUGUGGAGCAAAAGACAGAGCUUCAUGCAGAUGGAAGUUCAGACGGCAGCUCUCCCAAUGAUCCUGUUACCAACAUCUGCCAGGCAGCAGACAAGCAGCUCUUCACGUUGGUGGAGUGGGCCAAGAGGAUUCCUCACUUCUCUGAGCUUCCUCUGGAUGAUCAGGUCAUCUUGCUCCGUGCAGGCUGGAACGAGCUCCUGAUUGCAUCCUUCUCCCAUCGCUCCAUCUCGGUGAAGGACGGCAUUUUACUGGCCACGGGCCUCCACGUCCACAGGAACAGCGCCCACAGCGCAGGGGUCGGCGCCAUAUUUGACAGGGCGAACAAUGCUGAGGUUGGGGCCCUAUUUGACAGGGUUCUGACCGAGCUUGUAAGCAAAAUGAGAGACAUGCAAAUGGACAAGACAGAGCUGGGCUGCCUUCGUGCAAUCAUUCUCUUUAACCCAGAUGCCAAGGGUUUGUCCAACUCCAGUGAGGUGGAGGUUCUGCGAGAGAGGGUGUAUGCGUCUCUUGAAGCUUACUGCAAGCAGAGAUACCCUGAUCAGCAGGGCAGGUUUGCAAAGCUCCUCCUCCGACUCCCAGCACUGCGCUCCAUUGGGCUGAAGUGCCUGGAGCAUCUGUUCUUCUUUAAACUGAUCGGUGACACGCCCAUCGACACCUUUCUGAUGGAGAUGCUGGAGGCGCCUCACCAGCUGACAUAAGGGAGCCACGCUCGGAGCGGUCAGGAUCCGACGCACACCAGGAUUUUCAGCACAGCCUCCAGUGUCUGGUCACCGGUCCUCCUGUUGGGCCUUGCUGAACUGCAGAACCUGCUGGUUUUAAUGUACCAGCUUUUACGCACUCACACACACACACACACACACACAUAUUUCUGUUCACCAUGCUUAAUUAUCUCUUCAUGGACAAACUUCCACACAUGCACAUGCAGAUCUCUGAAACUGGAUUCAUGAACUGACAAAAUAUAACAAACAAACAGAAGAAGCUUGAAGUCAAUGAUUGCUAAUGCUCACCCGCAGGCAUGAAUUUUCCUUUUUGUUUCCCAUCCUCAGUUUUUCUCUUAAAGAAAUCGUCCCACACAUACAGUAAAUGUCUUAUUUACAGGUAGAUGUCAGUUUUCACAUCCUCAUCUCAGUGGGAUUUUGCUUCUGCAUCCCUGGUGUUUUCUCCUUCUUUUUACUUUGGUGACCUACAGUUACUGCUAGCUGCACCUCUGUUAUCUUCAUAACUAGCUGGUUAGUUAUUUGUAUAUUAUUUUAGCUGAAAAUCAGGUGCAUUGUAUUUGAAUCAACUUUCCACCAAAACAAAAUCUCCUUUUAAGGACAUGCAAACACAGAGCGAAUCUAUUCAGUCGGGUAAACAUAAAAAUAUUGUUUUUUUUGUGAAAUUCACGCUGAAACUCGUUAAGAGUUUCUGUUUUUGAAGUACUGUACUCAUAAAAUGAGCGUUUUUUUUUUUUUUAAGGCAUUGAAAUCCAGGAAAAGGGGGCUGGGAUCGCUUUGUUCAACAAACGAAGCCCUUCCAACCUUGAUGCGCACAGCAGGCUUCGUAAGAAAGGAAGAAUGACUUGAAUCAUUUUUUUUCUUUUAUUUUUAAGUUCAGAUUUUAUCUCUAUGUUUGCAGAUGUUUGGCAUUUUAAGACACGUGGAGCUUACUGGAAGUAAAGCUUCAUGCAAAGGAAAAAAAAGUAUUUGUUUCUCUUAUAUCUUUUGUUCCCCCAACCAACCCCCCUUUCUCUCUGGUGGUCAUUAAUGCACUUUUGUGAGUUGUAACUGUGUAAAUGUUCCUGUUCCCUAAAAAUGACCAUCUCUUCCCAAACACCUAAAAUGAACUUGAAGGUACUAAGUGUAGGGUUUUCUCAUUAUUGCAUAGUUUUUAAACAGUAUGAGUUGUUGAACUUGGUGAAUGAUUGUUGAGUUUCAGUGCAGAUUUUAGUCGAUUGUCGGUUAACAUUUUGGCUGGUAGUCGGGAUGAGAGUCUGACUACCAGCACAGCUUUUAUCCAGCGGCCAUGAAACAGGAAAUCAUUAUCUGUGCCCUCAGAGUAAUCAUGUGUAUAAUUGGACAGCCUGUAUCUGAGUGUGUGGCUUUCUGGCCAUUGAGGAAAUAAAUGUGUCUGACAUUUGACCUUUGAAGUGUCCUUGGGCCGUAUAGUUAGGAUGAUUGAAUUUAAAGGCGUGACUCCACUCCGCUCUGUUUGUUUUUUUAGAAACGAGGUGCUGAAAACUUGUUGACUUCUGCUUUUCAGAGAAGCAGCAGUAGAGUUGGAAAAUGAAAACUGGAGCUGAAAUGAUGUGACGGUGGUAGACGGUACUGAUUUUGGUGCGUCUGCAGACACCUCGGAUCAUGGAAGGACCACUGGCAGUGAAUGUUGAUCUAUAAACAGUUCACCCAUGUUUGAAACACGCAGGAUCUCUUGAGUUGUGUUGCAGUAAUGACAGAAUAAUAGAAAUCCUACACCUACUACCUGUGGAUCUGGACGUGUUGGCCGGAAUCUGUUGUACAAUAGCUGUAAAUAAAACCAAAAACCAAACGGAGAACUCAUGCAGAAUCAGUGGCCUCCUCACACUUAGCAGAGUGAAACAUGUUGCUUCAACAAACUUAAAAUAUUUGUUAAAAAUCAUGUUUUUAUCUCUUUAAAUCACAAAACUGACCAGGGCCAGAACCACACCUCAUUGCUGCUUUUGCACCAGCUUCUGCUAAUGUUUCCUGUCGUUCCCAGUAACCGAUUGGCUGGAUUUCUGUUGACAUCAGCACUUGACAUUAACUGUGAUUGAAAUUGGUGAAGAACUGAAAAAAAAUCAAAUGCAGCUAUGGCGCGUUCAGAAGAAAACCCUCCAAUGUGAGCAAUUCUGGGGUACACAGAUUUACUUCCCUUUUUGGCAGUGAUGUAUUUAACAGAGGGUUGAUAUUCUAAAGUAUGUUUAGAUGCCUCCUUGGCCAACAGAUUUAAUAGAAAUUAGAACAUUUUGCAGUGUCAUAAUAAUGAAGAGGCACUGCUGUCUUCUUCCAGGUGCUAAACGUGGUCUUUUAAAGACCUGCACAUUCACAUCAAUGCAAAUACAGUAUGCAAGAACACAGACAAAUCAGACAUGCAUUCUUCCACUCAGAUACAUCUAGAUGUUCUCUAUCAUCAGCUUUGUUGUUGUCUUUAGUUGUGGAAAAUGAUUACCAGCUACGUUCUAGCAGAGCUCGGCUUUGCAUGAGAAGCGUUUCUGUUUAAGGGAGAGACAUAACUGGGAAAAUGUAGGAAGCUGCGGAGUUUUGCCAUCUAAACAAGAUGUGAAGAGAUGAUCCUCAUUCUUCUCAGAGAGAGGAUUUGACCUCAUCAUUGGUGUGAGGGAGAAGCUAGCAGCUGACCUGUAAAAAGAAAGUUGGUGCGACCUUAGACUUCUGCCUUGUUUUAGUUUUCCUUCCAUCUCUGAAUAUGCUUGGUCUAAUCUGUAACAUUUUCUGUUGUCAUUAUUUGCAGAAAAGUCAGCUUCUUCUGCAACGUUGCUGACUCAGAUUGUUGGCGAAGGAAAGCGAGGUGGAGGUGUUCAUCUGGUUUAGGUGAUCUUCCAACAUCUGCCAGGCUUUUUUACCGUGUAGUGUAGUCUCAGUGCUUUAGUGGUGUGGGUAUAUGAGCUGAUGCAGUUUUAACCUGUGAGAGAGGAUGAUUCUGUAGCUGCUUAGCAUUUAGACCAGUGAUCUAGAUCAGGGUUCUGUCAGACUGAGGACAGAACCCGAGGAACCCAAAACAAGCUUCUUCUUUUUUACCUCAGUGGUGAAGCCAACUUUAGGAUCCCUGCUUGCAUGAAUUCUCUCCUCUGACUGUUUGAAACGUUUUAUUUUGUAGCUUCCUCUCUUGAAUGUUUGAGCCUACUGCUACUGCAGUGUUCAGAACCAGGGAUGAGUUCAGAACAGUUCUGAGCUGAAGGCGAACCAUUUAACGUUGUCGACUCAGAUGAUUAAACAGUUAUUCUGCAAUAUAUGCAUCAUGUUUCUGCUUGUUUAAAUGAUUUCUGUCUUACAUGAUACUAAUUAGCAGUAGCGUCAUAUACAUCUCUCCAUACAACAGUGACAUGUUUGUUUUGUUUAUGUUUCUAUGUUGUUUUCAUCAUUUCGCUGAGAGCUUAGCUUCGAUUAUAAACGGUGAUAAAAGCUAUAGACUCAGUUCAGGUUCUUAAGCUAAGCCACUUCUAGCUUUGCUGAGCAGGCAAACCUUUUAGCAGAGCAGGUGGUUGUUUCGUGUUUCCGCCAUGUUUUUAUGCAUAUGUUCAUUAAUCUGCAGCUACACCUUUUAACUGGCUGAAACUGUAACUUUGGCUGUAAUGUGCUGAGUGUUGUUGAGUGAAACAGCGGGUGUAGUGCGCUGGUUUGUUGACCUUAAGCUUUAUUAAAACAACCUGGCCUUCUGGGAUCGUUUUGGCCCAUCUCAGCUGCCGUACCUAAAACCUAACAGCUUCUCUCACCCGCUUGGGCUUUGCAUUGGAAUAAACUUGCAGCUUUAACCUCUGGUUCUUGGACUGUUUGAGGAUGUGAAGCUUUUUCUUGAUGGGAAGCUUUAGAGAAGAGGAUUCAGAGCCGAGUGUCCCUCUUUGCUUACCCUAUUUGACGGCAGAGCUGCGACGAUCUGCUGCGGCGAUCUGCAAUCACCGCUGAAUUGCAGCGCCCCGCCACAAAUGUUUGUUAUUGCAAGUGUGCACUCUAGGCAGAUGCAUGCUGCCACCUUCUGACUGUGUAGCAGUAUUGCUGUCGCCGUCUUUGUUACAUUUUGAAACUUAUUGUGUUUUAUGAGUAAAGAUUUUAAUAAAAGGCUUUUUUUUUUUUUUUAAAUGGGUUGCAUGAUCUGAUGUGAUGGUCAUAGGUAGAUUGGACACAAGGGUGGCGUUGUUGCACGUUCCCUGGACCCAAGGCCCGUGCUGAUUCAACCAGAGGUUCAGUGUGUGCUAUGCAGCCUUCAAACCACAACCCUCACAGUUUUCAAUCACUGCCAAGCUGUUUGCAGCCAUCUUUAAUGUAGGGCCACGCCCACAUUUAUGUCAUUUAUGUAAAUUGUGAUUCUUGUGCAGCACAGUGAAGACGGUGCGUUAACAUUGGCUUAGGUAGUAGAUCUGAACAGGGGCCCUAAUGGGAAUGGAAAUGGCAGCUUGUGUGGAAAGCGUAGGCCUGGUCACAGGACUGAGAAGUAGGCCGGUGUGUGGAUCCCUCUGGGUGCUCAAGCUAAUCAUUUGGUGCUUUUUGCAGGGCCCCACAACCUGACUACACACGUACGAGUGAAAUGCAAAUAAGGAGUGGAUUAGAUAGGGCGAGAAAAAGCUCAUCUGCUCUGUUAGGUUUUGUAUAGUUGGGAACUAUAAAAGAGAAAACCUUUCAGAGAAGCUGUGGUUGUAGCUGUAGUGGACAGCGAGAGAAACCUUCGACCAAGAUGUGGCUACAGCGAAGGACCCCAACAGGAAGGACUGACUGAAUAUCACAGCUGUCCUAAAGGACGAGGGGCUUUAUGAGAUUUGUAAAGGUCUGGUCAGAAACAGAGGAAGAAAAACAGGGCAGGGACUUUAAUAACUUGGAUCUGGUGUUCUCUUAUUAAUCAAGAAGAAAAGCAGAAAAAGCUAUUUUCCAGUAGAUCUAGGUUCUUCCUUAAUUGUUUACUCUUCAUCUUACAACGUUCACAUGAUGUUUCUUUGUCUGGUUUCUCGUCUCCAUCUACUCAACUAUGCUAUCCACCUUUUCUUUACUACAAAGUAUUAAAUGCAAGAACUGAAAGAAAAGUCUGAACUGAAUUUUGUCACUUUUCUGUUUAAUUUGUCUGUUUCUCUCUGUGUCAGCUCUUUGUCCUGUUUGUAUUAGACUCCAUUUUACUCGUGGAGCUGAUUGACUAUUGUGUGCUUUGGGGAUUGAAAGAAGAAAAAAAAUAUGAAUAGUAUUUUUUUGUUCAGUCAUUAAUUCUGAAUCCUGUUUCUGUUUGUUGUAUCAUGUCCGAGUAAAAGUUUUAAUACUAUA
Messenger RNA from Girardinichthys multiradiatus, 7072 nucleotides. It is a transcript of the gene rxrba, whose product is annotated as retinoid x receptor, beta a. The record is from RefSeq and is a predicted model, not a curated record. The transcript has 13 exons. Gene Ontology annotation, cellular component: nucleus; RNA polymerase II transcription regulator complex. Gene Ontology annotation, biological process: response to retinoic acid; positive regulation of transcription by RNA polymerase II; anatomical structure development. Lineage: Eukaryota; Metazoa; Chordata; Actinopteri; Cyprinodontiformes; Goodeidae. The coding region runs from base 383 to 1792 and encodes 469 amino acids. Gene Ontology annotation, molecular function: nuclear steroid receptor activity; zinc ion binding; retinoic acid-responsive element binding.